AUGGGCUUUCAAUACAAAACCGUCUUGAUGGUGGGUGCUACUAGCGGCAUUGGUGCAGCUAUGGCCGAUCGACUUGUCCAUGAAGGGGCCAAAGUCAUCGCGGUCGGUCGCAGACAGGAUCGACUCGAUGCUUUCAUCCAAAAACAUGGCUCUGAAAAAGCUAGUUCUAAGAAAUUCGACGUGACUGACCAGGAUGGUAUGGAUGGUUUCGUCACUGAUGUCACUACCACUCAUCCGGACAUCGACUGCCUUUUCUUGAAUUCCGGCUUGAGCAUCCCCAUCGAUCUCUCUCGGCCGUCUAAAACGGACAUGUCUUCUUUCCACAAGCAGAUCACCACCAACUUCACCGCCCUGGCAGAUCUCUCCGUCAAGUUUCUCCCCUUUUUGAUGGCUAGAAAGAGCGAGACAAGCAUAAUCUUUCUUUCAGGCUACUCUGCCUCAAAAGCCGCCCUCAACUCAUUCGUCAUGUGUCUCCGCGAUGAACUCAAAGAGUCCUCCGUUAAGAUAAUUGAGAUCUGGCCGCCUGUAGUACAAACCGAAUUGCACGACUACGCCGGCGAAAAAGGUCGCUCAAUGGGCAUGCCUGUCGACGAAUUCACAGACAAGGCUUUCAAGGGCAUGAUAUCUGGUGUCGAUCAGGUCACUAUCGGUGCCGUUGGGCCUCAAGAAGCAUUCACCGAGCUUGUUCAAAAGCGGCAAACUGCCUUCGAGAAUCUCUCGACUAUAAUGAGGGCACAUCCGUUGAUUUGA
Messenger RNA from Bacidia gigantensis, 750 nucleotides. RefSeq lists its product as uncharacterized. The transcript has 4 exons. NCBI's taxonomy places the organism in Eukaryota, Fungi, Ascomycota, Lecanoromycetes, Lecanorales, Ramalinaceae. Gene Ontology annotation, molecular function: oxidoreductase activity. Bases 1 to 750 code for a protein of 249 amino acids. The record is from RefSeq and is a predicted model, not a curated record.